AUGCAGCUCACGACGCCGGCGUACCGGCUGCAGCAGGACGCGGCGAGCGUGACGGUGCGCGUGUCGUGCGCCGAGACCAAGGCGGUAUCCGCGCGGGCUGUGGCCGAAGGAACGACGUUUGGGUGCUUUAUGGACCCUGUAUACCUGCCUCUCACGUUCCCGGCGCCUGUCCGACGCCUCGAUGUGGUGGUUUCGCUGGAUGCGGCGAAUACUGUGGACGGAUGCAGCUUUGAUGCGGCGGCCAUGGAGCUCGUGGUGCGCCUGGAAAAAGAGGUACACGGCACGACAUUCGAGGGGCUCGAGCGUCUCCAACCCCAGAUUCUAUCGAAAACCGAGAUGCAGGCACUCGAGCGCGAUGCGCAGCGUCUCGAAAAGGAAGAGGACAGUGCUCGUUCUGCGCCCGCACCCGUACCCGCGCCGACGCCUGCGCCUGCGCCCACAGUCCAGUUUCCUGUCGGCCUGCUCUGCGAGCCGCUCGCUUCGCCGGCCUAUACCGCGCUGGUCGCGGCCGGGCGCAUACCUUAUAUGGAUAUCCUCGACCCCACGCCGCUUUCUAACGCUGAGCGCGAGUGCCAGGCAGAAAAGAUGGAGGGCGAAAAGUGGGACGAGGGCAUGUACCUCGAUUCCACGGUCGAUCUGGACGGCGAAAUCGCGGGCCUCUUGAAGCAGCGUCUUUCGUUUGCCGAGCGCAGCGAAGACAUUGCAGAGACACGCACGCCGGCGCCUGCACGCGCCGCGGCCUUUCUCGCGCAGCUCCUCUUUGCCUACCUGUACGAAGACCGCACGUCUUUCCAGGACCCUACGCCCGAGUCUGCGUGGACCGUGUGCAAGCUCACGCGCUCGAUCGUGUGUUGGACGGAUCCGUUGGACCUGUCUCCCGGCCUCGACGCGACACUGCGUGCAUCCUAUCGCCGCGCACUGACCUAUCCGCUGUACCGCAGCACGGCGGUCUGCGCGCGUGUCUGUGAGGACGCCGCCGAGCUACUUUCCUCGGCGCCCCGCACACGCAUCCUGCAUGUGCUGCACGCGAUCGACGCACUCUUUGCCCUCGCACCGACCGGCACGGGCCUCGCAGAGCAGGCGACGACCGUGCUGCGGCUCGUAUGGGAGCUAUGGAUUGUGCCGCUCCAGGCGUGGGUCUCCCAUGCCGCGACCGACGCGCAGCUCGAGGCGGUACGUGCCGCAUUUGCACGGCAUGCACGCCCCACGCCGUCGUUCCUCGUAGAAAUCGGCACCCCGGGCGACUGGGACCUCGCCGCGCUGGACGCCGCCGCGGAGGAAGCGCGCCUCCACGGCGAAGGCGAAUUUUCGGACGAAGGACAGAGCGUGCAGCGCCCCCGCCCGGGCACGCUCACGGCCGUGCUUGAGUACCACCGGAACAUAGCGCGUGCGACGGCGGUCGUGCGCAACGCCGGUGCAGACGCGGUCGUGGCGCGAGUCCUCGAGGUGCCCACCGGCGUCGUCCUGUCGCUUGCAGCCGGCACGGCCGCGAUAGACGUCGAUUUGGACUGGCCGCUGGUCGCGGGCGAGUACGCAGGCGAGGUGCAUGGCGAUACGCAGGUCGUCACGCUCGGUGCACACACGUCUGCGCCGUACAGCGGCAUGCUGCGCCCUCCGUGGGCCGUGCUCGCGACCGAGCAUAUUCCGGUGCUGGGCCUGGGGUGCGCCGCGUGCCAUGCUGCGCUCACGACGUUUGGGGGCGCGGCGACGUUGCGUGCGCUCCCAUCAGAAAACUGGGAGGAGCUCGUGGACGCGUGGAUGUGCCAUGGCGACCAGCGCCUCAAUGCCAGUGUCGUGCAAGGGCGCGCCGACGUUGAGCCGAGCCGCACGCCCGCCGCGGACGAAAUCUGGGUGGGAACACUCCUGCUCAAGGUGGCUAGCACGCAGCUCGUAGGCGUAGCGUGCGCCAACACAAAAGCCCAAGGGCCUUGGGAGCUCCUGCAGCCAAGCAUCGUCCCGAUUCCCAACGAAAGACCGCAAGACGCGCUCUUUGCGCAGAUCCUCGCGCACUACUUUGUCGAGCAGGCCGAGCGCCAUGCCGUGCACCACUUUCUCAUCCAGGAGCUGGGCACAGGUGCGUCGCGCCUCUUUCUCUGGGCGUUCCAGCCGCUGGUCGAGAUGCACGUCCAGCGGCGCAUGGUGGUGUGCAAAAUUCUGUACCAUACGACCCACACCACGCCCGAGGUGCCCUAUAUCCCGCUCGCGCUCGCGCCUGCGCACUGCGACCAACUCCAGGCCUUGCUGGACGAGAGCAACGCUCUGCUCUCGCACAAUGGCAAGUAG
Malassezia japonica is the source of this 2283-nucleotide messenger RNA. RefSeq lists its product as uncharacterized. The record is from RefSeq and is a predicted model, not a curated record. Gene Ontology annotation, cellular component: cytoplasm; nucleoplasm. Gene Ontology annotation, biological process: box H/ACA snoRNP assembly. Bases 1 to 2283 code for a protein of 760 amino acids. NCBI's taxonomy places the organism in Eukaryota, Fungi, Basidiomycota, Malasseziomycetes, Malasseziales, Malasseziaceae. The transcript is spliced from 7 exons.